Diaporthe amygdali is the source of this 1062-nucleotide messenger RNA. RefSeq lists its product as uncharacterized. The transcript has 2 exons. The coding region runs from base 1 to 1062 and encodes 353 amino acids. The record is from RefSeq and is a predicted model, not a curated record. Lineage: Eukaryota; Fungi; Ascomycota; Sordariomycetes; Diaporthales; Diaporthaceae.
AUGUCUGAUGAUAUCGAUAUCUUCGUCUCGAACGGCACCUGCUAUGCUGGUAUCAAGCUACUGGCCGACCCGCUGAUGAUACCUUGUGGGAAUGUGGCUGUCGACCACAUCGCGUGUUGCCAAGCUUCUGACUUCUGCCUCGAGAGCAGUGUCUGCUUUAACGCAGCUUUUGGGGUUACAUACAUCUCUGGAUGCACCGAUCCCAAAUAUGACCACCCCAGCUGCCCCAACAAGUUCUCUGAUACAAAGACGCCCUGGCUUGGCCUUUCGUACUGCAAUAAAACGAGCAACGAGUGGGUCCUCUGCGACCAGAAGAAGAAGCCUGCGAAGCUUACCCAGCCUGACCCGUGCUACUGCCCAACAGAUGAGGCCGACAGAAGCAUGAUAAUUUCCCAGUCUUCGAUCAUCCAGCCCACUGCAACACUGCCGACCUCAGUUGGUGAAAGCAUUCAGUUUUUCAAGGGAUACUACCCAUCAUUCAAAUCAUCUGCAGCAACAACCACGGCCAGCAUCACCGACACGGCGACAACAUCAUCGUCCCUCUCGAGCUCCCCCACUGACUCGGCAGUGGCCCCUGCAACAGCAACGGACACCAACGCAGCCGACAUUCCGGGCAACUCCCCUCCAAGCAAUGAGAGCGGCCUCAGCUCCGGCGCAAAGAUCGGCACCAUCGUUGGAGCGGCAGCCGGCACCCUGGUGAUGCUAGCUAUCAUCGGGGGACUCCUCAGCCUCUGGCGCCGCCGCCGCCAGCAGCAACUACAGAACGAGGAAGAGGCCCGCGCCGUGGACAACUUCAUCCACGGAGGCACCAAGAGCGGCACGGCCAGCGAGGCGGACCCUCUCAAUCUCGGCCUUGCGGUCGGAACACCCAAGGACGCGUCGCAUCCGAACACGCCCACCCUGUCUGAGCUCGGCUGCAAGGCCGCAAGGCCAUGGUCUCUGCGUUCCGAGCUGGAUCCCGAUGCAUCGACUCGGAGCUCGUCGACCGCGGGUCACGGCGCUCUUGCGAGACCUGCGCCGAGCGAGUUGGCUGCGCACCCGAUUGCCGAGUUGCCUGGAUGA